UUUUUUAUUCUGAGUGCGACCAACCGCAAGAAAUGGAUGUGUUUCUAAUGAUCAGACGUCAUAAGACGACCAUCUUUACAGAUGCCAAAGAGUCUACCACAGUCUAUGAACUGAAACGCAUUGUGGAAGGUAUUUUAAAGAGGCCACCAGAAGAUCAGAGGCUUUAUAAGGAUGACGUGAUGCUUAACGACGGACAAAGUCUUGGAAAUUGUGGCUUCACAAAUCAAACAGCUCGACCACAGGCCCCAGCCACGGUGGGCUUAGCUUUUCGUCUGGGUGAUGAUUCAUUUGAGCAGCUGAGGAUUGAGUCUUUCUCCACUCCCCCAGAGCUCCCUGACGUCAUGAAGCCCCAGGACUCGGGCAGCACAGCCAACGAGCAGGCUGUUCAGUGAGGGAGGGUGCAGAGAAACGAUAGCGACGCAAAGGGGGUCCAGAGGGAGGCUGCACGGGGGGAGGGUGGGGUUGAUUUUUGGGAGGAGAUGCCUCAGCGUGAGAGUUUUACCCUGCCGACAACAGACCUUCAGCUGGGCAUAAACAUUUUCAAACACGGAUUCCCCUUGUGGUUAAUUUGAGGGUGGGCGCUUCAAAGUGAUUCAUUUGUCCUGAUAUCGGUGAACGCAUGCUAGAUAAAUUGAUAAUUUCACACAAGACCCUUCAGAGAUACCUGACGGACUUGUCACGACACUGUCAGUCAUCCAUGGGAGUGGUUAAGGCUGAACGUAAAGAAUUGUACCUCGUAUUUAAUUAAUUCUAGUCUUUUUGGGGGGUAAGGUUCUGCUGCCUUACUUGUGUUUUUUAUUUUGCUGGCUUAAAUGUGGGAGUUGAUAAGGUGUGACAUUUUUAGGCUUUUAUGUUUGUGUGUUACUUUAUUAAACUAUUACUAGGAUUUAACAUGUUUUUGGUCUUUGGCCUGAAUAUGUGUUGCGACAAUAGCUAGGAGUUUGUGAAUUUCUAAGUUACUAUCUGUAUUUCAAGAAACUUUUGGACAUCAUGAAUCUGAAAACAAAAUAGAUUCACUCAUUUGGCAGAAGAUCUGGCAUUAAGAUGAACAUUUCUUGGUAUUUUACGUAUCAGUAGUUGUAGUUUUCAUACUGUAGCUGCUCACAGAGGUUACUGAGACUGAAUGCGCUCAGUUGUGGGUAUCUACAACACAAGUAACACUGGUGUGGACCUGGUGUUGAAAAUGAAAUGAUCCACAGGCAAAGCAGCAAUCAAAAAUGAAUUGAUAAUGAUUAUUGAUUUGUUUUCAUUAUUUUUUACCUUAUUAACAAAGGUGGAGACUAACCAACCUUCCUCUCCAGUGUUUGAUUGUAGCCCAUUACAUCUUGGAGAUGUUGAUGCGUAGUAAACCUAAACCGCUUUAAGUUAAAACAAGUAGUUUAUCAUGUGAUGAGUUAUUUACUGUGCGUGUGAGUGGUGGGCUGCACAUUCGACUCUUCAUAAUUCAUCAAUCAUUGCUCUGCUAGGUUUAGUUCAUGCUGCAACUGUGUUGUAUUAUACACCAUGAAUACCUUAAUGCACAAUGUUUCCCUAAUAUAAAAGGUGAAUUAGUGGUAAACUCCUCUCCACAUCCAAAUAUCAAAUUGUAUAACACUGGUUCUCACUAUCCAGAAAACUAUGAUUAAAAAAACAAUAAUCCCCCAUUAGUUAUGACAGGAAACUAUUUUCUGACCUGGGGUGUUGAAAAAAUAGUUGACAAACACAUUUAAAAAUUGAGGCUGUUAAACAGUGGGACAUGAUCAAAGUUGCACUUGUAACUGAUUUAACAUUAAAACAACUGUUUUUCA
Messenger RNA from Labrus mixtus (cuckoo wrasse), 1787 nucleotides. It is a transcript of the gene elob, whose product is annotated as elongin B. The coding region runs from base 33 to 392 and encodes 119 amino acids. The record is from RefSeq and is a predicted model, not a curated record. Lineage: Eukaryota; Metazoa; Chordata; Actinopteri; Labriformes; Labridae. The transcript is spliced from 4 exons. Gene Ontology annotation, molecular function: protein binding. Gene Ontology annotation, cellular component: elongin complex; VCB complex. Gene Ontology annotation, biological process: transcription elongation by RNA polymerase II.